AAAAACGUGGAAAAAAAUAAAAUAAAAUCAAGACACAUGCUUCUUAUAAUGCCUUAAAGAGAGAGAGACAGGAAGACAAUAUGGUUUGGUUUAGCUUCUCGUUGGUUAGAUUAUAAUUGAAUUGGUGUUAAAAAGAGAGCAUAGAGUUGUUUAGUGAAGGAGGGAUUGAUGAGUGAUUCUAUUCCUAAUCCUGUCUGGACUACUUGCAAGGAUGCAGCAGGAAUCGCCGGGAAUAUCUUCGCUUUUGGGCUGUUUGUAUCGCCUAUACCAACAUAUAGGAGAAUCAUCAGAAACCGGUCAACAGAACAGUUCUCGGGGUUGCCAUAUAUAUAUGCGCUCAUGAAUUGCUUGAUCUGCAUGUGGUACGGCACGCCCCUCGUAUCUGCUGAUAAUCUUUUGCUUGUCACUGUCAAUUCAUUUGGUGCUGUAUUUCAGUUAGCCUACAUUAUCCUGUUUACAAUAUAUGCUGAGAGAAGAAUAAAGCAGGUCAGGACGUUAGCUUCGCUGCUAGUUGUGCUCGGCCUAUUUGCAAUCAUAGCCGUAGGAAGCUUGCAAAUAACUGAUCGAAUGAUACGUUGGCUCUCAGUUGGCUCAUUGACUGUUGUUUCUCUCAUAUCAAUGUUUGCUUCCCCGCUAUUUAUAAUUAAUUUGGUGAUCCGAACAAAGAGUGUUGAAUUCAUGCCAUUUUAUCUCUCCCUUUCCACUUUCUUGAUGAGCACCUCUUUCAUGCUGUAUGGACUUUUGAAUUUCGAUGCCUUUGUUUAUGUUCCAAAUGGCAUAGGCGCCAUUUUGGGAAUUAUCCAAUUAGCCCUAUACGUUCACUAUAAGAAGAAAUCCACACAAGACUCUAUAGAACCCUUGAUAGCUUCGCAUGCAUAAAUUAACAUGCUGAAAUAAGAAGGAUAAUCCAUGGCGGGUCUAGCAGCUCAUAAAGCUCAUGUUACUGAUCCUGUGUUAGCUGAGGCAGUUACCUGAUUGUUUGCUGGUCACUUUUGUUGGUGGUGUUCCAGAAAGGUUGCAGAAGUUCUUGCAAGAGUGUUAGUUUGGCAGUGUUUGGUCUUGAGAAUAUUUUUUUCUCAGUGAUGAUGACCUCCAUUUAUUGAGGACUGCUUUUCCAAGUUGCCACUUUUCCUAUUGUCCCUCAUCUUCUUCAAUUCGUAACUCUUCUCACCAUUCUUUUUCAAUAUUUGAUUGUACCACUCGGAAGCCUCGUAUGUUUCUUUACCUGUUGCUCUCCUUCCUAUUUUAAUCUUGUUUCAUCAGUUGCUCCAUUCUUGUUGUAAUCUUGAACAUCAUUGUUCCUUCAAAAGCAAAAAUUGAGAAAAAAUGAUGCUGUGGUGGUGCCUUGGUGGACACAGCAUUCUUUGGGUAA
Populus nigra (black poplar) is the source of this 1372-nucleotide messenger RNA. Its product is annotated as bidirectional sugar transporter SWEET2-like. Gene Ontology annotation, molecular function: sugar transmembrane transporter activity. NCBI's taxonomy places the organism in Eukaryota, Viridiplantae, Streptophyta, Magnoliopsida, Malpighiales, Salicaceae. Gene Ontology annotation, cellular component: membrane. The record is from RefSeq and is a predicted model, not a curated record. Gene Ontology annotation, biological process: carbohydrate transport. The transcript is spliced from 7 exons. Bases 169 to 879 code for a protein of 236 amino acids.